Naegleria lovaniensis is the source of this 8040-nucleotide messenger RNA. RefSeq lists its product as uncharacterized. Lineage: Eukaryota; Heterolobosea; Eutetramitea; Acrasida; Naegleriidae. Gene Ontology annotation, molecular function: protein binding. The transcript has a single exon. Bases 1 to 8040 code for a protein of 2679 amino acids. The record is from RefSeq and is a predicted model, not a curated record. Gene Ontology annotation, biological process: motor neuron axon guidance.
AUGAAGACUAUUUGGUCCAUUGUUGUGGGGUUAUUGUUUUUAGUUGGUGGUGUGUUGUGUGCGGUUGACUAUAAAACACAUGUAUUGAUUACCACCACAGUACGCAAUGCGGAUGGAGCUGUUGCUGAAUCGGCACUAAUAGGCUCUUCGAUUGGUGCGUGUGUAGGUUUGAACAAUGAGAUAUACUUUUCAAGCCCUUCUUUUAAUACGGUUUGGAAAAUUGAUUCCAAUGGAACCCUUCAUCUUAUUGCAGGAACAGGUAGUAGUGGUUUUUCUGGUGAUAAUGGUCCAGCAACCUCAGCACGAUUAAGCUCUCCAAGGGGAGUUGCAGUGAAUUCUGCUGGAGAAGUUUUCAUUGCUGACUACGGUAACAAUCGUAUUAGAAAAGUUUCAACGAAUGGUAUCAUCUCAACAUUUGCAGGGACAGGUACUACUGGUUUCUCAGGUGAUAAUGGUCAAGCAACUUCUGCACAACUCUUCAGUCCAAUGUCAGCUGCAGUGAAUUCUGCUGGAGAAGUUUUCAUUGCUGACUACGGUAACCAUCGUAUUAGAAAAGUUUCAACGAAUGGUAUCAUCUCAACAUUUGCAGGAACAGGUACUACUGGUUUCUCAGGUGAUAAUGGUCAAGCAACUUCUGCACAGUUAUACUAUCCAUACUCAGUUGCAGUGAACCCGGUUGGAGAAGUUUUCAUUGCUGACACCAGUAACAAUCGUAUUAGAAAAGUUUCAACGAAUGGUAUCAUCUCAACAAUUGCAGGAACAGGUACUGCUGGUUUCUCAGGUGAUAAUGGUCAAGCAACUUCUGCACAGUUAAACUCUCCAUACUCAGUUGCAGUGAACCCGGUUGGCGAAGUUUUCAUUGCUGACUACGGUAACAAUCGUAUUAGAAAAGUUUCAACGAAUGGUAUCAUCUCAACAAUUGCAGGAACAGGUACUACUGGUUUCUCAGGCGAUAAUGGUCCAGCAACUUCUGCGCAACUCUUCAGUCCAGUUUCAGUUGCAGCGAACUCGGUUGGAGAAGUUUUCAUUGCUGAUUACAACAAUAGGAGAAUCAGAAAGGUAACAACUAAUGGAAACAUCAUUACCAUUGCUGGAAAUUGCAAUGAAGGAAUAAUUCCUAUUGAAAAUAUUUUUGUAGGCUCAGUUACAUACGCAAUAGCUCUUUCUGAUGGGGGAAUGUUGUACUCUGAUACUAACAAUCAUAUUAUACGCAGAAUACAAACAGACAACACCGUCACUACCAUAGCUGGAAAUUCAAUUGGAGCUUUUUCUGGAGACAAUGGUCCAGCAACCUCAGCACGAUUAUACUUUCCGAGGGGUGUUGCAGUGAAUUUUGCUGGAGAAGUUUUCAUUGUUGACUACGGUAACCAUCGUAUUAGAAAAGUUUCAACGAAUGGUAUCAUCUCAACAAUUGCAGGAACAGGUACUGCUGGUUUCUCAGGUGAUAAUGGUCAAGCAACUUCUGCACAGUUAAACUUUCCAUUCUCAGUUGCAGUGAACCCGGUUGGAGAAGUUUUCAUUGUUGACUACGGUAACCAUCGUAUUAGAAAAGUUUCAACGAAUGGUAUCAUCUCAACAAUUGCAGGAACAGGUACUGCUGGUUUUUUUGGAGAUAAUGGUCAAGCAACCUCAGCACGAUUAUACUUUCCGAGGGGUGUUGCAGUAAAUGCUGCUGGAGAAGUUUUCAUUGCUGACACCAGUAACCAUCGUAUUAGAAAAGUUUCAACGAAUGGUAUCAUCUCAACAUUUGCAGGAACAGGUACUACUGGUUUCUCAGGCGAUAAUGGUCCAGCAACUUCUGCACAACUCUUCAGUCCAGUUUCAGUUGCAGUGAACUCGAUUGGAGAAGUUUUCAUUGCUGAUUACAACAAUAGGAGAAUCAGAAAGGUAACAACUAAUGGAAACAUCAUUACCAUUGCUGGAACAGGAGGUGCAGGUACAUUAACAGAUGGACAACUAGCAACCACAGUAUCAUUCUUACCCAAUUCCGUUGAGUUAUCUUCUACAGGUAGUGUUUUAGUUGGAGAUUCCUCUGCUCUCGUCGAACUUGUGUCUGAUUGUAGUGAUGGCUGGUUUGGCCAAUCCUGUGACAUCCCACAAUGUCAUGGAAUUUUGGCAAAUGAAACAUCAGUGUGCAAUAAUCAAAAUGGAACAUGUAUUCGUCCUGAUGUUUGUCAAUGUAUUGAUGGGUAUAAUGGAUCAGAAUGUGAAAUUCCAAUGUGUUUUGGUGUUAAUUCAACAAGUAGUGGCGUUUGUAAUUAUGGAAAUGGAACCUGUGUUUCCAAAGACAAUUGCAAGUGCAAUUCAGGAUGGACUGGGGAUGAGUGUGAAAUCGCAAUUUGUAACAGCAUCAGAUCUGAUGAUGCCAGAGUUUGUUCAAACAAACAGGGAGAAUGCAUAUUACCAGAAAUUUGCAAAUGUAUGGAUGGCUGGACUGACAGCCAAUGCUCAACACCAAAAUGUAACGGUACUAUACAAGGGUCGAUUGAUGUGUGCAAUGGUAGAGGUGAAUGUGUCCACCCUGAAGUUUGUAUGUGUACGAAUUCCUCCUGGAGUGGUCAAUAUUGUGAAAUUCCAAAAUGUAAUGGCACUCUCGCCAAUGAAACGUCAUUAGUUUGCAAUGGUCACGGUGAUUGUGUGAAUGUAGAUGUGUGUCAAUGCACAAACUCUUCUUGGGGAGGCCAAUUUUGUGAAAUUCCAAAAUGUAAUGGAACAUUGGCAACUGAAAUUGGUGUUUGCAACGGUAAUGGAUUGUGUAUUGAUGGAGAAGUCUGCCAAUGCACCAAUUCAAGUUGGACAGGUCAAUAUUGUCACAUUGCAUUGUGUAAUGGAACUCUUUCAAAUGAUCCAUCUGUUUGCAAUGCGCAAGGUUUUUGUUUGGAUGGAGGAUGUGUUUGUUCAAACUCUUCGUUUUGGGGAGGUGAAUUUUGCCACAUUCCAAAAUGUAAUGGAACUCAGAGAGGUGAUUCCAAUGUUUGUAGCAGUCGUGGUGAAUGCAUUGACGCUAAUACUUGUCAAUGCACAGACAGUUCUUCGUGGGGAGGUCAAUUUUGUGAAAUUCCAAAAUGUAAUGGUACCUUAGCCACUGAUAGCUCUGUUUGUAAUGGAAAUGGAACAUGCGUUGAUGUUGAUCAAUGUAUUUGUAAUGAGUAUUGGGGAGGAGACAACUGUGAACUUCCAAAAUGUAACGGAACUCUCUCUAAUGAUACAGGGGUUUGUAGUGGCAAAGGCAAGUGCUUAAAUGUAGAUAUUUGUCAAUGUAGGGAUUCACAAUUGUGGGGAGGUCAAUUUUGUGAAGUACCAAAAUGUAAUGGUACUUUGGCGACAGAUAUCAGUGUUUGUAGUGGCAACGGUGUUUGUUCGGAUGCAGAAUAUUGUGAAUGCAAUUCUACUCAUUGGGGAGGUCAAUUUUGUGAAGUUCCAAAAUGUAAUGGAACGCUUGCGAAUGACAGCUCUGUAUGCAAUGGCAAUGGAGCAUGUAUUAAUGCAGAAGUCUGCCAAUGCACCAAUUCAAGUUGGACAGGUCAAUAUUGUCACAUUGCAUUGUGUAAUGGAACUCUUUCAAAUGAUCCAUCUGUUUGCAACUCACAAGGUUUUUGUUUGGAUGGAGGAUGUGUUUGUACAAACUCUUCGUUUUGGGGAGGUGAAUUUUGCCACAUUCCAAAAUGUAACGGAACUCUGAAAGGAGACUCCAAUGUUUGCAACAAUCAUGGAGAAUGCAUAGAUGUCGAUGUAUGUCAAUGUGCAGAAUCGUAUGGAGGUCAGUUCUGUGAAAUUCCAAAAUGUAAUGGUACCUUAGCCACUGAUAGCUCUGUUUGUAAUGGAAAUGGAACAUGCGUUGACGUUGAUCAAUGCAGUUGUAAUGAAUUAUAUUGGGGUGGAAAAUACUGUGAAAUGCCCAAGUGCAAUGGCACUCUCUCCAAUGAAACAUCUCUAGUCUGCAAUGGUAAAGGUGAUUGUGUGAACGUGAAUGUGUGUCAUUGUACAGAUCCAUCAUGGGGUGGUCCGUUAUGUGAAGUACCAAGAUGUAAUGGAACACUAGCUACUGACAUUUCCGUUUGUAAUGGUCAUGGAAUUUGUACAGGUAUUGAUAUUUGUGAAUGCAACUCAACACAUUGGGGAGGUCAGUUUUGUGAAAUUCCAAAAUGUUUCAGUGAACUAGCCAAUGAAACUGAUGUAGUUUGUAAUGGACAUGGAGUGUGUGUGGAACCUGAUGUGUGUGUCUGUUCAAUUGCAUGGGGAGGCGAAACAUGUCAAACUCCCAAAUGUAACGGUACCUUAGCCACUGAUAGCUCGGUUUGUAAUGGAAAUGGAACAUGUUUCGAUGCGGAUCAGUGCUUAUGUAAUGAAAUACAUUGGGGUGGACAAUAUUGUGAAAUUCCAAAAUGUAAUGGAACUCUCGCCAAUGAAACAUCUUUAGUUUGCAACGGUCACGGUGAUUGUGUGAAUGUAGAUGUGUGUCAAUGCACAAACUCUUCUUGGGGAGGCCAAUUUUGUGAAAUUCCAAAAUGUAAUGGAACAUUGGCAACUGAAAUUGGUGUUUGCAACGGUAAUGGAUUGUGUAUUAAUGCAGAAGUUUGUGAAUGCACCAAUUCAAGUUGGACAGGUCAAUAUUGUCACAUUGCAUUGUGUAAUGGAACUCUUUCAAAUGAUCCAUCUGUUUGCAACUCACAAGGUUUUUGUUUGGAUGGAGGAUGUGUUUGUUCAAACUCUUCAUUUUGGGGAGGUGAAUUCUGUCACAUUCCAAAAUGUAACGGAACGCUUGCCAGUGAAUCCUCCGUUUGUAAUACAAAUGGAAUUUGUAUUGGUGCUGAUCAUUGUACUUGCAAUUCAAGCCAUUGGGGAGGUCAAUUCUGUGAAAUACCAAAAUGCAAUGGAACUCUUGCUGAUGAAACUAAUGUUUGCAACGGACAUGGCAAUUGUAUUAGCCCUGAUAAUUGUGUAUGUACCAACACAUCAUUUGGAGGUCAAUUCUGUGAAAUUCCAAAAUGCAAUGGAACUUUGGCAAGCGAUUCGAGCGUUUGUAAUGGUCAUGGCGUUUGUUUGGAUGUUGAUCAAUGUAAUUGUAAUUCAACACAUUGGGGAGGACAAUUCUGUGAUGUUCCAAAAUGUAAUGGCACCUUGGCCACCUUAGAAAAAGUGUGCGACGGCAAGGGAGUUUGUGUUGAACCUGAUGUUUGUCAGUGCACCAACUCAUCAAUUUGGGGAGGUAGAUAUUGUUCUAUUCCAAAAUGUAAUGGAACUCUCCAAGGAGAAACCAAUAUAUGCAACAAUCGUGGUGACUGUAUUGACGUGAAUGUCUGUGUUUGUUCGGAUGCAUCUUCUUGGGGUGGACAAUUCUGUGACAAACCAAAAUGUAACGGUACACUUCAAGAUGAAUCAAAUGUCUGUUCUGGUAAUGGAAUUUGUGUUGAUGUGAAUACUUGUAUUUGUAACUCAACCCAUUGGGGAGGCCAGUUCUGUGAUAUUCCAAAGUGUAACGAAACUCUUGCUAAUGAGACAUCCAUGGUUUGUUCAAAUAAUGGAGCAUGUAUUGGACCUGACCAAUGUUACUGUAUUGACACUUAUGGAGGUCAGUAUUGUGACAUUCCGAAAUGUAAUGGUACUCUAAGAGGAGAUCAAGGUGUUUGUAGCUCACACGGAACAUGUACAGGUGUCAACACUUGUGCUUGUGGUGAUGACCAUAGUUGGGGAGGACAAUUUUGUGAAAUUCCAAAAUGUAACGCAACUCUUGCAAAUGAGACCUCCAUUGUUUGUAAUGGUCGUGGCCAAUGUACUUCUCCUGAUUCGUGUAUUUGCAACGAUGACUCAUUGUGGACCGGAAGUGAUUGUCAAGUUCCAAAAUGCUAUGGAAAAACUCAAGGUCAACCAGAUGUAUGCAAUUAUGGUAAAGGUGAAUGCACGUCUCCAAAUAAUUGUGUUUGCCAUGAUGGAUAUGCAGGAGCAGAGUGUGAAAUUCCAAUAUGUUUUGGUAUACUGUCGAAUGAUUCAUCAGUUUGUAAUUACAUGAAUGGCACUUGUGACACUCCAAACAACUGCUCAUGUUCGGAGGGAUGGGUUGGAGAACAAUGUCAAGUUGCUGUUUGUUUUGGAAUUAACUCUACCGAACCUAAUGUUUGUAGUGGUAAGGGUUCAUGUAUUGGACCAGACACAUGCUCAUGUUUCACCAACUACAAUGGAAAGGAGUGUCAUUUGACAACGUGUUUUGGUGUUCAAUCGGAUAGUGUAUCUGUUUGUUAUGAACAUGGGCAGUGUAUCGAUUACAACACGUGUAACUGCACCAAUGGUUAUGCACCUUCAACCACAUGUCAAUUCCCAAUCUGUUUUGGAAAACUUGCCAAUGACAGUACUGUGUGUAAUAAUUUAAGAGGAGAUUGUAUUGCACCAGAUUAUUGCUCUCCUCGUGAUGCCACAUGUUUUGGUAAAGCUAAGAACGAUACUCUAAAUGUUUGUUCUGGAAAUGGAGCUUGCAUUGAUUGGGAUGUUUGCUCAUGUAAAACAGGAUUCUAUGGUGACAAGUGUCAAGAUUGGAAAUGUUAUGACAAAAACCAUACUGAUACUAAUGUUUGCAGUUCAAAUGGCAAAUGUCAGUCAUUGAAUAACUGUGUUUGUACUUCUGGAUGGUUUGGAAAUGAAUGCAAUGUACCAAUGUGUGAGGGAAAACUUGCCAAUUCUACUGACGUCUGUAAUUAUAAGAAUGGUACAUGUUCCCAGCCAGGUCCGUGUUCAUGCUUUGAAGGAUGGACAGGAAAUAGUUGUGAGACACCAAUUUGUUUCUCUAUUGCUGCAGGAAGCAAUGCAUGUAGUGGUAGAGGUUCUUGCAUCAGGAACAAUACUUGUCAAUGCGAUUCUUCCAAAUAUGAUGGUGACAAUUGUCAAUAUUACAAAUGUUUUGGUAUUUCAUCAAGUGAUACCAAUAAUGUGUGCAGUGGAAAUGGAACGUGUGAGGGUGUAGAUUUGUGUAAUUGCAAAUCUGGAUAUGGAGAUGCAAAAUGUGACGCCUUCAUUUGCAAUGGCACCUUAUCAACACAUCCAUCUGUAUGCAGUGGUCAUGGAAAAUGCACAGGUAUCAAUUCCUGCUCUUGUGACAGUGGUUACUUUGGUAAUAAUUGUGAAAACACUUAUUGCAAUGGAAUCCAAUCAAUAAGUGACACUGUUUGUAACUACAAGAAUGGUACAUGUACAGCAUUCAAUACUUGCAAAUGCUCUCAAUUCUAUGUAGGAUCUAAUUGUGAGAUACCCAUUUGUUUCCAAGUUCCUGCCAAUGAUACCAAUAAUGUGUGCAGUGGAAGAGGAGUCUGUACUGUCCCAGAUCAAUGUACUUGCAACGAACCAACAAAAUAUGGAGGAUCUAACUGUUCUCAACCUCUCUGUUUUGGUAUCUUAUCAACAAAUACAAGCAGUGUUUGCAGUGGAAAGGGACAAUGUUCAAGCGUUGACAAGUGUGACUGUCAUGCUGGAUUUAUGGGUGAUCAGUGUCAACUUGUCCAUGUUCCUGCCACCAAUCUUCAACUCACAUUCAACAGUUCCAAAGAUUACGUGAAUGAAGCAUCAACACUUGUCAAGCUCACAAUUCAUCAAGCAUCAUUUGUGCAAUACUACUCAAACAGAGUAGUCCGAGUUAAAUUCGAUUUUGAACAAAACGGUCAAAUCAUCUCAUCCCUCAACAAGGACAUUUCUUCAGGUGCCACCACUCUGGAAUUCCUGAUUCCAGCAUUUUCUACAAAUGGUACUGUGAGAUCUUUUGCAGUGUUGUCAGAUGUUAGCACUGCAUUGAUUAUUUCAGAUCGAGUUCAAUCCUCUUCAUUCCUCUCCAUUGAGAAGAGACCUGUUGUAUCCAAUGAGAGAAAUGCUAAUAGUUCAGAUGAGAGUGUUGCCAUUGCCGUAGGUAUCACUAUUCCACUGGUUGCUCUAGGUGCUAUUGGAGCUGUCUCUGCUAUUGUGACCGCUGUGCUCCUAUUGAAGAAGAAGGCUGCUGAAACUGCUAAGCAGAUUACUGAGGCAACUCACUUGGAUGUGGAAUUGGUAGCAGGAGUCUAA